AUGGCCAAGACAAGCAGUAGUUUUUGUCUGGUGCCGAUUCUCUGCCAGUUUUUGGGCCUUCAAGCCGCUCUGCUGGACUCGUUGGUGGCCGAAAGCAAAAUAUACUAUCUGAAUUCAGCUGGCGAUGUGCUCCUGCAGAAUGUGGACGUGCUGGAGAGCGUGGCAUCUGUCAAGCUGAUCGUUCAUGGUUAUCUGGGAUCACGCACUCACAGCUCUAUUAUGCCGCUGCGAAAUGCUUACACAGCCCAGGGCUAUGAGAAUAUCCUGGUGGCUGACUGGGGACCAGCGGCCAAUUUGGAUUAUGCCACCUCACGUUUGGCUGUGCAGAAAGUGGCUCGGGUUCUGGCGAAUUCGUUGCAGGAAUUCCUCCAGCGACAUGGCAUUAAUUUUGACAGCGUCCAUGUCAUAGGUCACAGUUUGGGAGCACAUGUCGCUGGUCGCAUUGGGCGGUAUUUCAAUGGAACUUUGAGCAGAGUUACAGGAUUAGAUCCGGCACUUCCUCUAUUUUCAAGUCGGUCAGAUGACAGCUUGCACCCGAAUGCGGCUCAGUUUGUGGAUGUUAUCCACACGGAUUACCCUCUGUUCGGCGAUAUAAGACCUCGGGGAAACGUCGACUUUUAUCCCAACUUCGGCCAGGCUCCACAGCCAGGAUGCGAAAAUGUGGAUUUCAUCGCAGCCAGUAAGCUACUGCAUGAGGCUUACAGCUGCAGCCACAACAGGGCGGUCUUGUUUUACGCAGAAUCCAUUGGAAUGAAGCGCAAUUUUCCAGCAAUUUCCUGCAGUCUGAGUGCCAUUAAAAGUCGGCAUGUUGACAAUUGCUUCAAGGAUAAAUCGCAGUCAAAUAAAAUUGGACUUGGAGACGAGGAUCAAACCGUUUUUAUGGGCGAACAUGUCAAUCGAAGCGCCACCUUGUAUUUUUACUUGGCAACCAAUGGAGCGCCACCGUACGGACAAGGCAGGAACUCACGUUUUAAUUGAACUUUUAAGAUCGAACAGCAGGGGCGACAGCCAUUAGUGUAAACAAGUAUUUGUAAGAAAUAAAUGACAAUAAUGUUUUAAUAUUUAAGAACA
Messenger RNA from Drosophila gunungcola (fruit fly), 1071 nucleotides. Its product is annotated as lipase member H. The transcript is spliced from 4 exons. NCBI's taxonomy places the organism in Eukaryota, Metazoa, Arthropoda, Insecta, Diptera, Drosophilidae. The record is from RefSeq and is a predicted model, not a curated record. Gene Ontology annotation, biological process: lipid metabolic process. Gene Ontology annotation, molecular function: lipase activity. The coding region runs from base 1 to 978 and encodes 325 amino acids.